ACUUCCACUUUCUCAUCUUCCUCACCCCCCCCCUCUGUUAUCCCCACAGACCGAAACCUCCGAGCGGUGGAGAGCCACGCAGCCUGGAAGACGUGGGUCGAGAUGCCUCUGUACGGGCAGGAGAACCAAGUGUGCAACGGCAUGUACCUCACCUGCCCAUUGCACGCGGGGCAGCCUACUAGCUUCUCGUACCCAUUCCAUGUUUACGAGUUUCUGAUGAGGCGGCGAUACCCUGUCAUCUGGCGACUGAAGGACGUGGACAGCGAGGAGACAACGCUGUGUUUCGUUUUCAUGAUUAAAAUCUUGUAAGGAAAACUCAGACACACACUUACACGCACGCACACACGCACACACUUAAAAAACACGCACACCCACUCAACAUAAGCUAAGGAAUAUGACAAAAAUAAAGAAACCCGGUGUGGAGAGUAGUCAUUUCGAAAAUGCGUUAGGUCGGAGAAAUAGAAAGAUAAGAGUAAAAGAUAAGGCCAGUCUACGUUUUCGAAUAGAAGAAUAACAAAAAAAACAAAAACAAAGAGAAAACGUCAGUUUGCAACUUUUUGUCGAGUCAUUUCGAAAUGAUUACAGGAACAAGAAAUUGAGAAAAUGAAGAAAUAAAUGAAAAUAAAUCCCGGAAUAUGACCGACUAGUCUACUACAUAAAAUUUUAGCUCUGAAGAGAAACGAGAGAGAUGGUGAUCAUAUUGUGAAAACGAGAAAAUAAAUGUUUCUCAAAACAAAAGAAGACAGAGAAGCCAACGAACAAAUCAUACACAGUGAACACAUUAUUUAUUAACCAAACCGGUGAAGAAUUUACCGCCAAAGCACGGUAUACGCUUGUAAUUAAACUUGUAUUUAAUAAAACUAAAAGCUGAA
Messenger RNA from Penaeus indicus, 872 nucleotides. RefSeq lists its product as uncharacterized. Lineage: Eukaryota; Metazoa; Arthropoda; Malacostraca; Decapoda; Penaeidae. The annotation marks the transcript as partial. The record is from RefSeq and is a predicted model, not a curated record. The transcript is spliced from 2 exons.